Molecule: messenger RNA, 845 nt
Organism: Trichosurus vulpecula (common brushtail)
Lineage: Eukaryota; Metazoa; Chordata; Mammalia; Diprotodontia; Phalangeridae
Gene: CCDC167
Product: coiled-coil domain containing 167
Exons: 6
Coding region: 1-558 (185 amino acids)
Source: RefSeq, a predicted model, not a curated record
AUGCCGAGCGGGGACCGACAGCUGACUGCCGUGUUCCGUAUUAAGGAUUUUCAUGCCCUCUCUGCUGCAGUGAUCACAGAGCUGAGGCUGGAAAGGGACCUUGGAGGCCAUCUGGUCCACUCCUCUUUGGAACCCAGACACGCUUCACCCCGCCCCGCUGAGCUCGUCAGCAAGGGUUUGCCCCACACAAACAUGGCGGCGCCCAGUGGUCCGAGGCUGCGGGGGCCCCGACGGGCGGUGACUCGGGGAAGUGCUGCCGGGAAGAUGCCUAAAAAGAAGCGGGAGAAUCUGAGCGUGGCUCAGGAGAUAGAUGGACUCGAGGAGAAGCUGUCCCUGUGCAGGAGAAACCUGGAGGAAGUGAACAGCCGCCUUCGCAGGGAGGAGCUGAGCCUGGAGGCCAGGAGAGCUUUGGAGAAGGAAAAAAACAACCUGACAAGCAAAGCCUCCAGCUAUGAAAGAGAGUUGAAGUCCCUUCGCAGAGAGAACCGUAAGAACACGUUGCUGUCGGUGGCAAUCUUCUUGCUCCUCCUUCUCGCCUAUGCCUACUGGACUAUGUGACUCCACUGGUUUCCACUGCAAACCACAGGGAGCCAUGAUGCUCUUGGAGAAACGGACUAGGACAAUCAGAGUUGGUUCCUCUUUCUGGACUCUACCCGCUGCCUCCCAAAGAUGCCUGCCUGCCUAGGCGGAUGCUAACAAGACCCUGGGGGCUGGGCCUAGCUAACCCAAGAUUCUGGCUCUGUCUUGUAUUCAAGCCUCCUGGUUUACAGGGCCUGGAUGUCAGCAGGGAAAUGAUGCUGGCUCCUCCCAGGGAGAAUGGCCAAUAAAGAGUGUUCAGACAGCUA